Molecule: messenger RNA, 2736 nt
Organism: Ctenocephalides felis (cat flea)
Lineage: Eukaryota; Metazoa; Arthropoda; Insecta; Siphonaptera; Pulicidae
Gene: Mms19
Product: MMS19 nucleotide excision repair protein homolog
Exons: 11
Coding region: 46-2736 (896 amino acids)
Biological process (GO): iron-sulfur cluster assembly
Cellular component (GO): cytosolic [4Fe-4S] assembly targeting complex
Source: RefSeq, a predicted model, not a curated record
CUUAAAUAUUUUAUAUUUUAUUUAAUAUUUAUUAACUGUCUAAAAAUGUAUGAACUACAAAUAUCUCUUGAAGAAAUUCGCAAUGGAAGUGCGUUGAAACAAUGCAAAGAAAUUGCAGCAGAAAUUGUAAAAGGAAAUUGUGAUAUAUUGAAGGUUGUCAUUAGUUUAAAGGAAUGUCUAACACAUCCAGAACCAUUAUAUCGAGGUGGUGGUAUAUCUUUUCUCACAAAUGUAAUGCGAGAACUGCCUAAAUCAUUGCUAAAUUCAAAAGAGCUUACUCAAUUAUCUGAGUACAUAUGUGAUCGAUUGAAAGAUCAUAAUUCAAUGGCAUCAGCAAAUUUAACGGCUGUAUUGGUUUUACUCUCAAUGGAAAAUCUGGAUGCAGAUUGUGUGAAGAAAAUAUUGGAUGUUUUAUUCGAUAAUGUGCCAUGUCAGCAGCAGGACAAAAAGGACAGAUUAGUUUAUAUGACUAUAUUGAGAUUAAGUUUUGCCAAAUAUCCUAAAGCAAUUCAAGAAAUGGGUGAUGAUAUAUUGAAAAGUUUUAUAGAGUCAGUUGAUGGAGAAAGAGAUCCUCAAGUUUUAGUUUUAAAUUUCAAAAGUUUUGUUGAAUUGAGUAAAUUGUUGCCAAAUGCUGAAAUCUCAGAAGAUAUAUUUGAGGUAUUUGGUGUAUAUUUCCCAAUUGAUUUUUCAGCCCCUGUUGAACCAGACAGGCCAUACACUCGAGAUAAUUUGGCUAAAUUACUUAAAAAAAGUUUAUUAGCUUAUAAAGCAUUUGCAAAGUAUGCUAUUCCUCUGGCUUUAGAAAAACUUGAUUCAGAUUUUGAAGUAGCUAAAAUUGAUUCAUUGGAAUUUUUGAUAGAAAGUUGUGAUAUUUAUGGAGAUUCUGAUUACAAACCACAUUUACAUGAAAUGACAAAGUUAUUGAGGCUAGAAAUUUUGAGAGGCUGUGAAGCUAAAACUUGUUCACUUAGCCUGAUUCUUUUGUGCAGAUUAUCGGAAACUUUGCAAGAGUCUUUACAUGAAUUUGUUGAUACCGUAUUGAAUUUUUGCCUAAUAUUUCUACUCGAUGAUUCAAUGACACAACAGCAUUUAAUUGCUACAUAUGUUUUAUAUGCAACAGCUUUAGGUUCUAAAAGUGCUUGUGAGAAAAUUUUGAAUAGAGUAAUUCCUAUAAUCAUAACGAAAAAUGUUACAAUAAACACUGUGAGUCAAUUAUAUAUGCUAUUGCACAGUUAUCAAAGUACAAAAGCUGAUCUGGAAUCAAAGAUUUUCACAGAUUUUGUGAAUUGGUUUACAAAUCAAAAAACAAAUGACAUAAAAAUAUUAGUUAUGAUGUCGUCUUGUAUUGUUAAGGACAAGUCUCUAAUUCCAUUCAAUUUAACUAUGUUGCAACAAAUGUCUGAAAAAGAUGAGCAAUUUACUGAAAUAUUUAUGCCGUUAUUACUUGCAAAUGAAAUAACUGAAACUAAAAUAGAAAUUUUAAUAAGACUAAUGUUUAAAAGCAAAGUUUCAAAAACAUGCUGCCAAUGUUUUAUUGAACAUUUGAAGAAUCCUGCAUUGUUUCAAAAAAUACUGCUAAAAUUUCUUGAUGUAUAUGAGGCUGUGAAUGAUUCAAAUGACAAAUUCAAUAUUGUGAAAACACUUAUAGAAGAAUAUGAUUUUAUUGAUUCUAUUGAAAAUACUUUGCAAAGUAGUGAUGUUGUCAUGGAUGAGAAUUUGCUUUAUGGUGUAAGAAAUAUUUUUGUAAUUAUAUCUCAACAAUCUUCUGCAGAACAACUGAACAACGUAUUAGGCAGGAAUAGAUGUUCUAUAUGGAAUUGUAAAACUUUGGCUUUAUACAAUGGAAUAAUAUAUGGAAUAAACAAAUCUGAACUUCAAAUAAAUUAUAUAACUGAUUUAAUAAGUUGUCUGGUGAAAUCUGCUUUGAGCGAUUCUCCCAUAGAAAGAUUUUUUGCAAACAUGACUAUGUACUAUUUAAUCAACAAAAUAGUUAGUGAAGAAUUAUCAAGUUUAUUAUUGAGUAAGUUGAAUUAUGAGAGCAAUGAAGGAUUAUUAUUGCGGAAAGUAGAAAGCUCUUCUUGGCUAGCAAAAGGAUUGCUAUUGCGCAGUGACAAAAAAUAUGAGGAUUUGCUGAGAAAGUGUGCAGAUCUUGAUGAUUCUCAUAUUCCCACGAUUUAUAGAAUUUUGUGUUACGAAUGUCCAAUACCCAAUGGAAACAUCAGCAUUUUGCAUAAACAAAGAUUAUUUGUUACUACUGAAAAGUUAUUCAAUUCUAAAAUGAUGAAACCUGAUAUCAGAUUAUUUACUUAUAAUUUGAUGAUAACAUGUAUUCCAAAAACUAUUUUACAUAUGUACAAAGAUAUUCUUACUACAAUAUUAGUUGAUUCUAUAAGAAGUGAGGAUAAAGAUUUGCAGUGGAUAAGCUUGUAUAAUACUAAAAAUAUUUUGGAAUUAUCUCCCGAUGAAAAUGGUUUAUGUUCAUCACUUUAUGAAAACGUAGAUAAAAUGUUACCAAGAGUACUGCAUUUAUUGGAAACUUCUGACCAUCAAGAAAAUCAAAAAAUAACCUUAUAUAUUGUCAGUCAUUAUGGAACAUCAAAGAAAUAUUUAAUCAAACUUUUACAAUAUAAACAACAGGUUCUGGCAUGUCUUAAAAGAUGUCUAAACAAUCAAAGUCGUAUUGUUAGAUUUAUAGUGCAAAAAUCUAUUGAAAAUUGGAAAAAUAUUGAUAGUUAA